Molecule: messenger RNA, 783 nt
Organism: Trypanosoma conorhini
Lineage: Eukaryota; Euglenozoa; Kinetoplastea; Trypanosomatida; Trypanosomatidae
Exons: 1
Coding region: 1-783 (260 amino acids)
Source: RefSeq, a predicted model, not a curated record
AUGGGUAACUGCUGCCGCUGUUGCUCCCGCAGGGAAGAUGCGGCGGCGGUGGCGUUCGCAGAGCCGCCGUUGACACCGCGCCAGCGACUUCUUGCGGUAUUCGGCAGGCACGCCCCGCUUUGGUUGAAAGACGUUGACCACGUCAUACAAGACUACAAUAACGACGGCGAGCGUGCGCUGCGGUACUACAGCGCAGUGCUGGGUCCGGAGCCGACGCCCGAAGAGGCGAAGCAGUUGUACGCCACGUACUUGACGAAGGACGACAUCGUGCUGCGACAACGCGUGCACGAUCUGUUGCUGAAAUGUGACCCGACGCGGGUCGUGGAAUUGGAGUCCAUCAUGCGGGCGUACGAGGCGGAGCAGGCGGGGCGCGGCGAGAAGGCAACGGCGUCGGGGCUGAUCCAGCAACUGGAACAGCGUUACUCGGGGAGAUUGGCGAGGCACGGCGGCGGUGCGUCCUCGCGGCCGCGUGGUGCCGGGGAGGCGCUGCCCCCGCCGCUGCCGCUGCGGAGUGACGAGUGGUCGGCGAGGGAUGCGUGCAGCGCCACGCCGCCGCCGCCGCCGCUCUCCCCGCCAGCCCCGUCUCGCCUCUCACGACGUCCCGGGCGCUCAGUUGUGGGAAGGGCGGCGGCGCUCGGCGGGGAGGGCGGCGGCGACGAUGGCGAUGGGGUUCUUCGCGAGUUUGACGCCAUCCUCGCCCGCGCCCGCCGCGCCGAUGCGGCCGCGCUUCUCCCGUACAAACCCCCCGCACAACUCACCUCGGCGGCGGCGGGGGGACCGUGA